ACUCUUUUUCCAUAGGAUCAGUUAUAAAAAGAAUGGCCAGUGCAAUGAGCAGCUUACUUUCUUGGUCUCAUCAGUGAAAAUUAGACUCACCAAAGGCGUGCAACCAUUUCUGGAAACAGCACUGGCUGACUCGUUCAUCUCUAUAUGGUCAGUCGUGUUCCUGCAGGACCAAAAGAGCAGACUGGUUAGUGAAGAAUGCUGUCAGAAGGGUAUCUCAGUGGACUUGCCUACCGGAAUGAGACCCUCUGGAGUUGUACAUCUUAUAACGAGCAGGUGGCUGAGGAAAAGGAAGAGGAGACCGAAGCCACAGCUGCACCUGCUCUUUCCUAUUCCUCUGUGGAUGAAACACAAGUCCAAAGUCUCUAUGUGAGCUGCAAAUCCUCUGGCAAGUUUAUUUCUUCCGUGCGUUCAAGAGAGAGCCAACGCAGUAGAAAUCCGAGAAUCACAGUGGUGCAGACAAACCCUAAUCCUGUCUUUGAAAGCCCAAACUUGGCUGCAGUUGAAAUAUAUAGAGACCCCAGCAGAGAGACCUAUUUGGUUCCACCUUCCUGCAAGAGUAUUUGCAAGAAUUACAAUGACUUACAUAUUGCAGGGGGCCAGGUGAUGGCCAUUAAUUCAGUGACAACAGAUUUUCCCUCUGAGAGCAGUUUUGAAUGUGGUCCUUUGCUGAAAUCGUCUGAGAUUCCUUUGCCCAUGGAGGAUUCCAUUUCCACUCAGCCCAGCGACUUUCCACCAAAACCGAUCCAGCGGUAUUCAUCCUACUGGAGAAUAACCAGCAUCAAAGAGAAAAGCAGUCUGCAAAUGCAGAAGCCUAUUUCGAAUGCAGUGCUGAAUGAAUACCUGGAGCAGAAGGUGGUGGAGUUAUAUAACCAAUACAUCAUGGACACUGUGUUUCAGGACAGUUCUCCUACCCAGAUUCUGGCAUCUGAACUCAUCAUGACAAGUGUGGACCAAAUUAGUAUUCAAGUCUCUAGAGAGAAGAACCUGGAGACCUCCAAAGCCAGAGAUAUAGUCAUUAACCGCCUCUUACAGUUGGUGUCAACUGAAAUCAGUACUCCUAGUCUCCAUAUUUCUCAGUAUAGCAACGUGAAUCCAUAGAGAGGAUGCUUCUAUUCCUCUUUCUCAACUACUCAAAUUCUAAGCAACAAUUAUUCAUUUAUUCUGAGAAUAUGUCAGAAAGGGUUAUGAAGGGGAGUCAGAGCUCGAGAAAUGAAGGUUGGCUGGAGAUUCGGUAUGGAAUAAGAGGAAAUCUACUAAUAUUUCACAUGAAGGAAUGUGGUAAGAGGAACUACAGUGAUUUCAAAGCAAGGGCUAUAUAGCAACAAAGCAAAACUAAAAAUCAUCAGAGAAAAGGUAUGGUUCAUUAAAGGGAAUACAGAAAUUGAGAAAGACAAGCCAAGUAUGAAUACACACCACAGCAAAACUAAAAGCCAAAGGUUUCAGGGUAUGGAGUUUCGAAUAGAUUUGUCACCCAAGUAACUUUCUCCAAGUUGUUUCUUCUUGAGGGAAAUGUACUGUAGAAGGCUGCUAUAUUUGGGGAGAAAGACAGGUCCAGUUUUCAAAACAUGUUUAUUUCUCUUUUCUCUAUCCUGUAUCUGAUCAUUUAAAAUAUAUUCUUUAUAAAUAUUAAAACGGUA
Messenger RNA from Vicugna pacos (alpaca), 1637 nucleotides. RefSeq names its product TLR adaptor interacting with endolysosomal SLC15A4 (gene TASL). The record is from RefSeq and is a predicted model, not a curated record. Gene Ontology annotation, biological process: regulation of toll-like receptor signaling pathway. Lineage: Eukaryota; Metazoa; Chordata; Mammalia; Artiodactyla; Camelidae.